Sinocyclocheilus anshuiensis is the source of this 2621-nucleotide messenger RNA. Its product is annotated as molybdopterin synthase catalytic subunit. Gene Ontology annotation, cellular component: molybdopterin synthase complex; cytosol; molybdopterin adenylyltransferase complex. The transcript is spliced from 5 exons. NCBI's taxonomy places the organism in Eukaryota, Metazoa, Chordata, Actinopteri, Cypriniformes, Cyprinidae. Gene Ontology annotation, molecular function: molybdopterin synthase activity. Gene Ontology annotation, biological process: Mo-molybdopterin cofactor biosynthetic process. The record is from RefSeq and is a predicted model, not a curated record. Bases 88 to 567 code for a protein of 159 amino acids.
CUGGGAGAGCAGCCCUUGACCCUCAGAGACAGGGACGAGGUGGCCGUUAUACCGCCCCUUAGUGGAGGCUAAAGAAAUUAUCAAGGUAUGGCUGCAGAUGGGGGUCAGGAUCUAAUUACACUCACUACUGACAAGCUUUCUGCUGAUAGUGUUUCUCAAUCUGUUACGUGUCCCUCCUGUGGUGCUGUAUCUCUGUUUAUUGGAACUACCAGAGAUAAUUUUGAGGGGAAGAAAGUGAUCCGGCUUGAAUAUGAAGCGUACAGUCCAAUGGCAGAGUCAGAGCUCAGGAAGAUCUGCUGUGAGAUCCGGACAAAGUGGCCCAGCGUCAGACACAUUAACAUACAGCAUAGACUUGGUGUGGUUCCUAUAACAGAAGCAAGUGUUAUAAUAGGGAUCUCGUCACCGCACAGAAGUGAUUCCCUAGAGGCAGUGAAGUACUGCAUCAACACACUCAAAGCUACUGUGCCAAUCUGGAAAAAGCAAAUAUACGAGUCUGGGGAGCCGUGCUGGAAAGAGAACAAGGAGUGUUUGUGGGCGGAUACUGGGAAAGAUCCCAAACAAAGUUGAACUGUUAACUAGCAAAUGAGCUACAGUAUAUCUCAUGAAGCAUCAAGAGGUUUUUAUUGAAAAAAUACAAAGUUCAAAGUUUUCCUGUAACACCUGAUGAAACAAAGAUUUUAAUCAAAAGAGCAUAUUCUACUCUUCUCUUGAAUAGAAAGUCUUAAAAAAGUACCAGUGCAAAAACAUGAUGUAAACAUUAAGGGAAAUCGUUGUCGUUUAUGUUGCCUUCGAUUAGUCAGGCCUCAAAGAUUUCCUAAAAACGCCACAUAACAGCAUCAGUAGAAGUUAAACCCUGAAUUCAUGUAGCAAUUUACUGACAACACUUUCAUAUACAUGCAAAUAUGUUUGACAUUUCAGAAGAUUUGACUACAUCAUAUAAUGCUUAGAUCAUUUGUUAAUGCAGUCAAAUUGUUUGAAAUGUCAUUAUACAUUUGCGGAUAACAUUAAGCUGUAUUUUAUGUUUAUAAAUGGCAAGUUAGUAAUAAGAAACAAUGCAGACAACACUUUAAAAAUGAACAUUUUUAAAUUAUUACAUCAUUUGUUAAUGUAAGAUUUAAUGUUAAGUUUUUAAAGUGUUUCUUAUUACUAACUUGAUUCAUUUGUGCAAGUAGUCAAAAUCAUUUAUUUUCUCAUGCAGUGUUAGUCAAUUUCCCUGAUGUGUUGCAUACAGUGGCACUGCUUACUACUGGAGUUAUUUGCUCAUGUUUACAUAGUAUGGACAACAGUGGCAGCGAUAGAAUUCACAAAAAAACCUGCUUUACCAGUGUUUUGCUGCUUUGGGCAUAAAACAUUUUUGAGUUUGCAAUUUGGUAUUGCUGAAAUGGUCUCGCUACAAUUUUGUGAAGGUUUCUUUUCACUGAUACUGUAUAAUUUGGAACAUAUGCCUGGUAUGCUUUAGAAUUUUUGGGAAUUUUAGUACUCCAGUAUAUAAAAUAAAUGAUCAAAUUUGUUCAAUUAAGUUAGUCAAUGACUCAAAGGUCCUUUUACUCAUAUGCCACAAAUUAUCUCUUUAGGCCUAGUAUGUUAGGGUAUGCGUACAUCUAAAAUCUUUGGUAUGGUGCGUGACCCUAUACGCACAUUCAGCCCAAUUUUUCUUAACCAUUUGUGCAAUGUAGUUAUGGGGAGUCAACGCCUAAAGCUGAUUCCUUGACUCUGAAUAGCCAUAGUCUUGGGGUCAACUCCAGCACAGGAAUCGACUCGUUGUCGACUCCAUUGCUGUGUCUGAAAUUCCUCACUCAUUCACUAGUCCCUAUAUAGUGCUCGCCAGUUGAGUGCACUAUAUCGGCAAGGAGUGAACCAAAUAAAGCCAGGAAAUCGGACACUGACUUCACUGGGUUGACACAGAAACAACUGUCACAAUGCCCUCACCCGGCCAUUAUAUUAAUUCGAAGAAUAUGUUCUCUCUCAUUCAUUUAACUCUGACAUGGCUGUUGUAUGUAUUGGCAACAACUAGAAAAUGGUGAUACUCAUAAUUUCAAAGUAAUGUAAUCUCUAAAUUGGAAUAAUUAGCCACGGUUAAAGUGUGUUAUUUUAAUGUUUCAAGUUUUUGUCACCAAAAAAAUUAAAAGAAUUUAGUGUGUAAUAUAAAGACUGCUAUAUUGUAAAGGUCCUUGCACACCGAGUUCGAAAUUUUUGUAUGCGUUUUUCUUUUUUUUUUCAUAUUCGUCAUCCUUUCCCAUCAAAAUGCUUCCUACGGAUGUGAAAACGCAGAAAAACAAACCUGGUCCUAAUUUUUUUUUAUGACGGACCAAAGUUUCGGAGGCAGUGUGUAAACAUGAUUGACACAACGUGAGGUCGUAUUUAUUUUUUAACGUGCGAAAAUUUCGGACUUGGUAUGAAAAGACCUUGUCUCUUCUUAUUGCUGACCCUGUAUGUAACAGCGAGUCGAUGGGGAGUCGACUCUGGAAGAACCCGCAAUCAAACAGGGUUAAGGCUAGAAGGUAUACAGCUGUGGCUACUGGGCAUGCACACAUCAAUAUAGCAUAAUUUUUGUCUCACUGUACAACAAUAAUUACUAUUUUUGCAUUAUUGUAAGGGGUAGGUUUAGGGUUGGGUUAGGU